AUGCGCGUGCGAGAUUGUCUAACCACUCAGUUGAUCUCAAAAACAAUCACGAUGCAGGUAAUUGGCAUCUUGCUUGAUCAGAAUGUGUCUCGCCCUGCCCCGGAGACUUCAUGUGCACAACACUCGACGACUAGAGCAGAACUGUGUUUCCCCUCUCUGGCUCUAACCAGCCGUGGUUAUCACAAGCAGAAGGCAUCUCCACAAUGCGGAUACUGUGACAAGACCUUCAAGUCAACACGGGGUUUCUUCCAACAUGAGAACUCUUGUCGGGCUAAACGCGAGCAUGAAUGGCAAGAUCAACAAGCCAUACAGACGAUCUUAGAGCAUGAGCGAGAAAGUAGGAGAACAAAGAGAGAAAAUCAAGAAACAGCACAGGAAGCAUCUCUGAAUUCUCCAUCAUCUUUGCCUUCACUGGCAUCUCAUGCACCUUUCUCUCACCAGCCUGACUCACCUGCAUUGCAACAUUCCAGUCCGCUGCUGUCCAAUGAGCAGCCGCUCAUGGAUGACAUCAAGGUUGAGUAUCAUCCCAAGAGUGGACAUGGCACAAAGAUAUUUCAUUUCAAUGACUAUUUCAAAAAGCACACUGUUUCCAUUGACUACAAGAACGAAGAGCUCAAAUAUGAUGUUCUUGUUCGAGACACUGAGCAACUGCUCAAAUUACUGAUCGAAGAUCCAAAGCUUGGCCCAAAAUUUCAGUGGAAUGCUCGGCGCAUGUCAAAAUGGUUUGGAGAGAAAUGGGAGUCAUUUUGGGAGCCGGAGCGAUGUACUAGAUCAUACGUGUGGGAUGUUCAGUCUGAACUUCCUGAAGGUUCAAAGCCUUUAGGGAUAUAUUUGUAUGCAGAUAAGAACAAGCUGUUCACAUUUGGAACACAGAAAGGAUAUCCAGUUGUUAUGCGGAUUACCAACCUAGAAGCACAAGUUCGUCAUGGAUGUGGUCUUGGAGGUGGGCAUAUUGUAGGGUUUCUUCCUCUCAUUGAUGAGGAUGCAGAGCACACAGGCAAAACUAGCUUUGCAAACCUCAAGCGCAAAGUUUGGCAUGCUGCAGUUGGCAAAAUUAUUGAGCCACUGAUGCCGUUGGCCAAGGCUUGCAUGUGUCACAUACGUGGCAAUAAUUGUCUUAAGCUAUGUCCUGUAGGCAAGGUUUCACAUGAAGAGCUGAAAAUUUUAGAGAAGGAGUGGCCUGAGCGUGCUGUAGCUGAGGCACAAGAAGCACUCAGUCGCACUUUAGCAGGAGAGUGUGAACAAGCCUCAAAAGACCUUGGCUUACGUACACUCCGUAACAUCACAUGGGAUUUUUCUCAUACUGAUUCCCACAAGGCCAGAUCUUUUAACGAGCUUCACUACUGUAAAAGUGGUGUCUUUGGCUAUCAUUGUCUAAAGGAGUUAAAGGCUCAAAUCAAAGUGCAUGAAGCAAAUGGUCAAUCUUUCAAUCUGGAUAAAACAUUAUAUCAAUUAUUGAGCAUUAAACAAAUUUCACACUGGCAAAACCUUACCAUUUUGAGAAUGGCUUCACACAGAUCAAUUUCACAGAUGGAAAAUCCACGAGAGUACACUCUUUUAUGGCUUAUUUGCAACUACACCAAGUGCAAAACUCUUGCUGGUCUUGAAGUCCAUACGGAGUCCACUUUGCAAGCAUUAGAAGAUGUCAUUUUGUCUUUUGGAGCUAUACUUAAUCUAAAGAAGGAAUAUGACAAAUACGGUGAAAAUGAUGCUCAAUCCAAGGACUGGAAUGUAAUCAAGAUUUACAUCCAGAAGCAUAUCAAACGUGAUGUGUGCCUUAAAUAUACCCUGUUGAGUAUGACUACAAAGCAGUCUGAGAAGUUUCAUGGCCCUAUGCGGAAAAAUUAUCUAAACCGCACAAAUUUCAAACAUGUCAUAGAGCAGAAGAGCAGGCACAAAGCAGAGGAAAAGGCACAGAAAGAGAAAAAUGAAGCAGAGGGAGGAAAGCCAGAAAAAGAGCAGGAAACCACACAAUGGCAUCAAAUUUACCUUGAAGUUCCCUAUCCAUCAAUCAGCUUUUCUGCUCUUGAACGUGCACACACCAAUGAUCCAGCAUUUGACAGGUUCAGAAUUCGGCUCAACAAGUUUCUGCAUACUUUUCUGAAUAUCCCUGAAAACCGCAUUGCCUCAGAAUUAGAGAAUGAGCCUGAUAACUACAUAUACACCACACAGCUCACUGCUACAGACACGAUCACUGAAUGCUGGCUCCUUCAAGUUGACUAUAAGUCAACGGUGACAUGGGAGCUUAUAGAAGACAAGCUGCGCUGCAGUCCAGACUUCCACGGUCACCUCCGAUACGAUACUAUUAUUUUCAGAGAUGGACCAAACACAUUCACCUUUGCAUGGCUUGUCAGUAUCUUUAUUUGCCAGACAGAUGGGCACCGGCCCCCGGUAGCACUUGUGCAGCCAUUUGAUGUUGGUAUUGGUGGCUGA
This is a messenger RNA of Phanerochaete carnosa HHB-10118-sp, 2433 nucleotides long. RefSeq lists its product as uncharacterized. NCBI's taxonomy places the organism in Eukaryota, Fungi, Basidiomycota, Agaricomycetes, Polyporales, Phanerochaetaceae. The transcript is spliced from 15 exons. The record is from RefSeq and is a predicted model, not a curated record. The coding region runs from base 1 to 2433 and encodes 810 amino acids.